Molecule: messenger RNA, 2484 nt
Organism: Seminavis robusta
Lineage: Eukaryota; Bacillariophyta; Bacillariophyceae; Naviculales; Naviculaceae
Source: the annotation of a GenBank genome assembly
AUGAAGCACCAUCUUCCUUCAGCCGCAGAGCCAAGGAGGCCCAAGGAGGGAGCCCUUGCCAUCAGGCUUCAAGCUGGUCGUCGGUCCACAUCCAUCACCAUCAUCCACGGUCCACCGCCCUCAACACCGUCGAUCGAGCGUCAAGGAGGAGGGAGGUUGAAGCUUCUUUCAGUCCCGUUUGCGUCUCGGUCAGAUGACGUCAAUCGGUUAGAUGACGUCAUGAGCACGGUUUCGUGUCACCUCGCUUUCACGACCAAUUUUUGGCACGCUGUCGACCCUCGUCAGGAACUUGCUGCCAAGGAAGAAGGUGGCAAUGGAAGAAACAACAAGCAACCAACACCAACAAUGGCACCCACAGGUCCUGCCGAGUGGUCUUUGGCCAGGAGAGACCAGGAGAAGCGUCGGAAGCGGCUUUAUUGUGGUGAAAUCAGCGACGUACGCCGAAGCCCUACUCUCGCUACAACUCUGAACGCUACAACACACUACAAAUUUCCCACUAUUGCUGCUGUCACUUCCAAUUCUGUGACAAUGGCCAACAACAUGAAAACCAAACCUUCUGGACGCUCGAAAGCUUGCUUUCCGAUUCCUGCUCACCAUCUCCUCACCAUGGUGGAAAAGAAGAAAGGACCGCUACCAGCGGGGGAACACAAAACAAUGAUCAAGAUGCGCCUUGCCCCCGUCUUGAUCGAGCUGCGAGAGAAAGUCUCUCCAGUCAACAACACACCUCCUCAACAUAAAUUGACCAUGGCCGAGGAGAAGGGACAGUCGCUCUUCGACAAUGUCCACUUAGAUACUACAACUGAUAACAUGAUGACAACGCCCAUAGAAAACGUGGCCUACAACAACAUCAACAACAACCGGACCACACUUUCUGGAAUGUUUCUGCUCCCACCUUCUGCAGAAGAACCGUCUCCGCCCGCAGGGCCAACAAAACAAGAGACAGUCUCCAAAGUCACCACAACAGUGUCCACCGCCGCAGACACACUCUCCAAGUUGCAAGUGCGCGUCAACAGCCUUCGAGCCAACAACCUGCCACUUCCACCAAAGACAGCCGAGUCCACCAUCGACGACAUGAUCGCCGAGUUCCGCAAGUGCCUCAAAACCUUGCCAGCUCCAACAACAGAAAGUCGUCAACGCACUUUGGCCGCAAUGGAGUACUUCAAGAAUGGACCGCCAGCAGAGCCAACAACAAAGCCAUCUCCUCCAUCGGCGGAUGAGGAUGUCAUCGAGACUGAAGAAGAGGACGAUGACGAUGAUGAGCCAACCAGCCCUUUUGGUUUUGUUACAUAUGCUUGGUACCACAUUGACUGUCUUGGAGACAAGGGGCCAAAAAACCAUCGACGUGGUCGAUACAAGAAGAUCGUGGAUCACCCUGAAACUGGCGAAAAGUGUCUAGCAUACGUCGAGAUUGUCCCUCGAGACGAUGCGCCCACUCAAGUUUGGCAAGGAGACUACUCGGAGAUUUCAACAACUCCCAACAACAAGCCAGCCAACAAAAAGGGUCACAAGGUGGAAUUCAAAAAGGCCGUGCUUCAAGUCGACUACGUCUUGGACGAGUCGAGAAGAAGGAGAAGAAGACCGUCAAGGAUGCAAUCAUGGCCAAUGUUCGACGUGCACAAUACGGAAAGGCAUUGGAGACUGCGGAGCACCAUGAAACGAUCGAUCCAUAUUUUGAAUGGCGUGGUCGCCGAACACGUUGUCAUUGAAAUUCCAGAAGAGGUCGAUGACAACCAACAACAACAACAACCAAAAGAGCUUUCAUUCGCUGCAAAGUUUCUUUGGGGCUUGCUCUUUAUCAAGUGCAUGAUGUUCGCCAUGGCAGCUGAUGAACGGGAAGCAGUGCAAGUCCCUUUUGGUAUCGCGAGCAUGGUCGCGAGUCUGGUGAUCUGUCUCUUCCAGUGUGGUGGAAAGAUUGGACGACACCAAUUGUUGCACAUUGCGCAUCUUUCUUUGGAAGGAGCAGCGAUGCUCCUGAACAUGGAACCCUUGUUCCUUGCCUUUGAAUUGACGAUGGCAGUGUACAACGGUAGUCUCUUGGAAGAAGUGAAGGAAGAAGAGAAGCCAAUCGUCGAGGACGAUGUCGAAGAGGGCAUCGAAUGGUCGGUCAGUUCAAUCAUUGCUCAUGCAUGCUCGUCCGCCUCAUUCGUCCUGAUCUUUUCUUUCACAGGCUUCCACUUGGAAAUGACAACAAACACACAAAGUCCUAGGGCCCAGGCACCAGCGCUCCACUUGAAGACACAACAAGGCUCCACUUGGAGAUACAACAAGGUACGUUCCAGGCCGGCCCCCUCCUCCAUGGGGGACAAAAGACAAAACACUUAUAGGUCUCCGAUUGGAGAUGAUCAACAACAACAAGUCCUCUGGCCAGGCACUAAGGCUCCACUUGGAGACAACAAACCACAAGUCCUCUGGCCAGGCACCAAGGUAAGUCCACUCGCUCGUUUGUCGUGUGUCGUGCAUUGCAUUGCCCGUUCGUCUUUGUAG